Nelumbo nucifera (sacred lotus) is the source of this 1280-nucleotide messenger RNA. RefSeq names its product Nitrilase/cyanide hydratase and apolipoprotein N-acyltransferase family protein. The record is from RefSeq and is a predicted model, not a curated record. Lineage: Eukaryota; Viridiplantae; Streptophyta; Magnoliopsida; Proteales; Nelumbonaceae. Gene Ontology annotation, molecular function: hydrolase activity, acting on carbon-nitrogen (but not peptide) bonds, in linear amides.
CGAUCGAGAAAUGCCGCCAUCAACUUGUCCGCAACAGUCAAAACUCAAUACUCCGAGAAAUGGCAGUUGCUCUACUCCCAAUCCAAAACACCACACUAGUAGUUCCUCGUCGUCCGAUUUCGAUCCGCAUAUUAGCCUGCGAAAGCUCCACUUCCAUGGCGAAGACCAACACAGUGAGAGUGGCCGCCGCUCAGAUGACUUCCAUCAACGACCUAUCUGCUAAUUUUAACACCUGCACCCGCCUUGUCAAGGAAGCGGUUGCUGCAGGGGCAAAAUUGAUUUGUUUCCCCGAAAACUUCUCUUACAUGGGCGCCAGGGAAGGGGAAAGUCUUAAGAUCGCGGAAAAUUUGGAUGGACCAAUCAUGCAAGGAUACUGUUCUCUUGCAAGAGAAUCCAACAUUUGGUUGUCCCUUGGAGGCUUUCAAGAGAAAGGACCUGAUGAUUCGCACUUGUAUAAUACACAUGUUUUAAUUGAUGAAACCGGGAACAUCAGAAGCACAUAUCGGAAGAUACACUUGUUUGACGUGGAUGUUCCAGGUGGAAUGGUAUACAAAGAGAGUAGUUUUUCUAAAGCAGGGAAGGACAUUGUUGCUGCAGACAGCCCCAUUGGACGUUUAGGUCUGACAGUUUGCUAUGAUUUGAGAUUCCCAGAUCUCUAUCAGCAGUUGCGGUUUCAACAUAAAGCACAGGUUCUGUUAGUGCCUUCAGCUUUUACAAAGGUGACUGGAGAAGCCCAUUGGGAGAUUCUCCUUCGUUCUCGUGCAAUUGAGACUCAAUGCUAUGUUAUUGCUGCUGCGCAAGCUGGAUGGCAUAAUGAUAAAAGAGAAAGUUAUGGUGACACCUUAAUAAUUGAUCCAUGGGGAAAAGUUGUCAGUCGGCUGCCAGAUCGAUCAUCAACGGGCCUUGCUGUAGCUGACAUUGAUUUUUCAUUGAUUGAUUCAGUGAGGACUAGGAUGCCAAUAUCUGAGCACCGGAAACCCUUCGAUUUUUGGAAAUGUGCUUCUCAAUGAUUUUUGAAAGGUAAUGUUCCUUCAGCUGCACAUUUCACCAGUAUGUAUGCAAAAUUGGGAACCAUUUUUUUAUGGGAGAAAUAAUCAUCCAACUGUGUCUAUAAUUAUAUUAUGAUCCCAUUUUUUAUUGUUGUUGAGGAAACCAUCAAUCUGGCCCCUUCUGUAGGUUUUUGUAACCCUCAAUAACAUGAAAUAAUUCUUGCUUGUAUUUUAGAAGACACAUUAUUCUUCAGCUUAGGAAUGUUAUUUUCAGCAUAAAAUGUUUGUGAA